Molecule: messenger RNA, 285 nt
Organism: Echinococcus granulosus
Lineage: Eukaryota; Metazoa; Platyhelminthes; Cestoda; Cyclophyllidea; Taeniidae
Exons: 3
Coding region: 1-285 (94 amino acids)
Source: RefSeq, a predicted model, not a curated record
AUGUCCAUUGCAAGACACCACAGACAAAUCGGUGAAAACUUGUCCACUUUGGAAUUUGUUGAAUGGUCCAGUGGCACGAAAUCCCACCUUUUUUUGUCUGUUCUCCAGCCAAAAUUAUUACACACUAAUGAGGAUAUAAUUGGUGGAUUUCACUUUGUUAAACAUCGCCAAAUAUGUAUUAAUUUGAAAACUUCACUACUUUGUAAAAAGACCAGUAAGAAUAACUUAUUAAAGUUGUUUAUGAAACAAAUUUUAGUAAUAUUUCUGGGUGAUGAAUGUAAAUAA